AUACUAGAAGCUGGGAUGUUCCAUUGACCAGGAAGCUAGAGAAGGAAAGCAGUUUUGACUGCCAAACUGGUGGCACGAGAGAGAUACUAUCUAUGCGGUCAACACAGGAAACUCUCCUGCGGUUGCAUGUGCGAAAAGGAAUUCAAGCACGGCAACAAGUAUCAAGUUGCCAGGCACUCGAUAGGAGUGCGCUGGCAAGGAGGCAGACCUGCAACGUCAUAUAUAGCAAAUCAAUUACUAGCCAUCUUUUUCACAAUUAA
Molecule: messenger RNA, 260 nt
Organism: Dovyalis caffra
Lineage: Eukaryota; Viridiplantae; Streptophyta; Magnoliopsida; Malpighiales; Salicaceae
Source: the annotation of a GenBank genome assembly